AUUUUACAAAUUCCCAUAUGACUUCUCCUCUCUUUCCCUCCCUUUUCCUCCAUUUCCCCUCCUAUUCGGUGCGAGACCAAAAUUUAAAGUCCGCCAAUCGGUGCUAUUAUAAGUCACUCGUGAAUUGUCCCUCGAAAGAGACCAAAGAACUUCCCGAUUAGACCAUUCCAAAAAUAUAUAACGAAACAAAAAACGAGCUCACGUCCUCGGCAGACAGAAGGUUGUGAUUGGUGGUGUCCACCGUUGUCUUGAUGUCGCUUACUAAAGUGUAGAACUAGAAGCGAUUAUACAGAGAAUUAGGGCACUACCAUGUUGUCCAGAAAGGCACACAUAGAGAGAGAGAGAGAGAGAGAGAGAGAGAGGACGGUGUCAGAGGGAGUUGACCAUGGUCCCUCCAGCUGAAGCCAUUGCUACCGGGUGUGGGGUCCACUGGGGCGGAGAUGAUGCGAGACUGGCGGUGGCUCACCAACGGACGGUGGUGCUACUUGCCACCUCUCACGGCGGAGGCGCCCGGCGGUUGUCUGAUUGGCUUCGGCCGGACAGAUAGAUUGGCGGAGUGAAUUUUUGAUGUUUGCAGGUAGCCGUUCCACCAGGUGCGAAGGCUUUGAAUUGGUUCUGCUGCCAGCCUGAGGCUUCUCAAGUGUUUCCUCUGUUCUUCAUUUCAAAGGACGAAGACCAAUCAUAUAAGUCGUUACUCCUGAAUGAAACCCGAGGAGUUUUCGGAUGUGGGGCCGCUGCUUACUUCACAGACUCUUCUUCUCGUAACCUGAAUGGGCAGAGCUCCAUCAAAAGAUACCUCACGAAUGAUUCGUCCAUGAUAACGACUUAUGGGUUCCUGGAUGUCGAAUUGGAUGUUGAGUUGUGUUCCAUGAAGCCCAAGGCAGGCUCAUAUUAUUUCUUCGUUCCCCAGAUUGAAUUGGAUGAGAGCGAGGAAAUUUCUGUUUUAGCAGCAACACUCAUGUGGAGUGAGGCUUGCUUCUGCACAUUUCAUGAUGCAGUUGCAGCUCUCGAGUCAUCCCUGCACCAGGCAAGUUCUCAUUUUCCACACACUUUGGAGAGAUUCGGGACCAGUUACCUAGGAUCUGCUCUCACAAAGCUUGAUAUGGUUGAAAGUAACUUGGUCUCCAAGGUUUAUAGCUAUGCCACUUCAUUUCUUGCUACCAGUUUCGCCCCCAACACCAUGGAACUGAAAGAAGCUACAUCUUCCCGUCAGUUCUGUGUCAGGCUUUCUGCAGUGACUGCUGUUUCCAGCAACGUGUUGGACCACACUACUCCAAGCAUACAGUGGAGCAAUCUUCUUAACCUCAAUUCCCUUUGGGCAUCAUUUAUCGUUGAAGAAUGUGUUCGACUGGGUUUGACAUAUUUUUGCCUUGGUCCAGGAUCGAGAUCAUCUCCUCUCGCUCUUGCAGCAGCAAGGCAUCCACUUGUCACAUGUAUAACUUGCUUUGACGAGCGCUCGGUCGCGUUUCAUGCUCUAGGUUAUGCAAGAGGGUCCUACAAGCCUGCCGUCGUGGUGACCACAUCAGGCACUGCUGUGUCGAAUCUUUUCCCUGCUGUCGUGGAGGCAAGUCAAGAUUUUGUUCCGCUUCUGCUACUGACUGCUGAUCGUCCCUCAGAGCUGCUCGACUGCGGAGCUAACCAAGCCAUUAGUCAGGUGAACCACUUUGGUCACUUCCCGAGGCACUUCUACUACCUUCCCGAACCAAGUGAUGAGGUCCCUGUGCGGGUUGCACUCACUGCCCUGGACUCUGCUUUGCACUAUGCUACCACUGUACCCUAUGGGCCUGUCCAUGUGAACUGCCCCUUCCGGGAGCCGCUUGACAACACCCCUAAAAAAUGGGCGUCAAGCUGCCUGGAGGGGCUCGAUACAUGGAUCUCUAAUGGCCAACCCUUUACAAAGUACAUCAAGGUUGAGAAUUCCCAACCUUGCAGUGCUUCACAAGCUCAAAUGGAGGAAGUUCUGGAUCUUGUUCGAGGACUUGAAAAGGGGCUUCUAGUGCUCGGUGAGAUGCACUUGGAGGAUGAGAUCUGGGCAUGUCUUCUGUUGGCAAAGCAUCUUAAGUGGCCCGUCAUGGCAGAUGUAUUAUCCGGUCUACGACUGAGGAGAAUCUUAGGUUCUUUUCCUAAAGUUGAGGACAAUGUUUUGUUUGUUGAUCAUAUCGAUCACAUCCUGCUGUCUGGUUCCUUCAGGAAUUGGAUCAGGGUUGAUGGGAUUAUUCAGGUUGGGAGUAGAAUAACGGGCAAGCGUGCCUCUCAAAUGCUAGAACGAUGCUUCCCGUGCCACUAUAUCAUGGUGGAUAAGCACCCGUUCCGACAUGAUCCUUCACAUAUGAUAACCCACAGGAUCCAGAGCUCAAUUGUCGGAUUUGUUGACAUCGUGCUGCAAGCUCAGAUUCCGAGCAAAAGCAGUCAGAGGAAUGAUUUUCUACAAGCCUUGAACGAUACGGUUGCGAUGGAAUUAUCCUUCCAAAUUCUUGUGGAGCCCGUGCUUACAGAGCCCCAAGUGGCUCACUUGGUCUCAGAGGCACUUACAGAUGACCAUGCUUUGUUUAUUGGGAACAGCAUGGUUAUACGGGAUCUAGACAUGUUCGGAUGUAGUUGGUCAAAAUUCACUGAUAAAGUUGGGUCUGUGAUGUUCCACUCAAAGCUAAUGAGCCAUCUGGUACGUGUGGGUGCGAAUAGAGGAGCUAGUGGCAUCGAUGGCCUUGUUAGCACUGCCGUUGGCUUCGCUGUUGGGUCCAACAAACGAGUACUUUGUCUGCUCGGAGAUCUUUCUUUCAUGUACGAUACCAAUGGCUUGUCUCUCCUGAGCCAAAGGAUUGCGAGGAAACCUAUGACUAUAAUUGUCGUAAACAACAAGGGAGGUGCGAUCUUCAGUCUCCUUCCGAUCGCAGGGAACACGGAAGAGAACGUGCUGAAUAAGUACUUCUACACGAACCAUAACAUCUCACUUGACCACCUGUCUGCUGCUCAUGGCAUAAAGCAUGUGAAAGUGCAGACACAGAAAGAACUUCGAGAUGCCUUGGACAAAUCUCAGAAAGUACAGAUUGACUGCAUUAUUGAAGUGGAGAGCAACAUUCCCUUGAAUUCCAUCAUCCACAGUAAUUUGAGAAACUUCGCCACCGGAGCUAUAGAUGAUGCUUUGAGAACUCUUGAAAGUUCUCUGGUGCCUGAUACAAUGUACCCUCAUUUGUCCCUAUGCAAGAUUCGGAGUUUGGACUACUCGUUGUACAACAUUCCUCUAAGGGCUCCCCCCACUUCAACUGCCAAUGCCCAUGAAAGUGCAAUGAUCCGAGAAGGCUUUGUAUUGUUUUUGCACCUUGACGAUGGAGCAGUGGGCCUUGGCGAGGUCGCGCCUUUGGAAAUCCAUGAAGAGAAUCUAGUAGAUGUGGAAGAGCAACUUCGGUUUCUUGUCCACAAGAUGGAAGGAGCCAACAUAAGCCGUUUGCUUCCUCUGCUCAAGGAUUCGUUUUCUUCCUGGAUAUGGGAGGAACUGGGGAUCCCGCCAAGUUCAAUCUUCCCAAGUGUUCGAUGUGGUCUUGAAAUGGCUAUGCUUAACGCAUUAGCUGGACGACAGAGAUCAAGUUUGUUAAGCAUACUUCUUUCCCGGAAAGAUGAGAAAGAGAUAUUGGAGAAUCCAGACGGAGUUCAGAUCUGUGCCCUUCUUGAUCCUCAUGGGACUCCAGAAGAAGUUGCUCGUGCCGCCUCUGCACUCAUUGAAGAGGGAUACACUGCAAUAAAGAUAAAAGUAGCGCGCAAAUCUGAUCCUUUGCAAGAUGCUUCCAUAGUAAAGGAAGUGAGAAAGAGAGUCGGUGACAAGAUUGAACUCCGAGCAGAUGCCAAUCGAAAAUGGACUUAUGAAAAAGCUCUCCAAUUUGCCUCUUCCGUUAAAGACUGUAACCUGCAGUAUAUCGAGGAGCCCCUUCAGGAUGAGAAUGAUAUCAUAAGGUUCUGUGAAGAGAGUGGCUUACCUGUUGCAUUAGAUGAAACAAUCGAUAGUGGUCCCGAAGAUCCACUGGAAAAGCUUGCUAGUUAUACUCACCCCGGUAUAGUUGCUGUCGUUCUGAAACCAAGCAUGCUUGGUGGAUUUGAAAAGUCAGCUUUGAUUGCUCGGUGGGCCCAGUCUCAGGGGAAAAUGGCUGUCGUGAGCUCCGGAUUUGAGAGUGGCAUAAGCUUGUCAGCAUACAUUAUGUUCUCCUGCUACCUCGAUCUGCAAAAUUCCAAUAUACGCAAGGCAAAGAAUCAAGAUUUAGCUCCGCCUGUCGCACAUGGUCUUGGAACUUUCAGGUGGCUUCAAGAGGAUGUGGCCACUUAUCCUCUGAGGAUCGGUCGGGGACCCAGCAGUGGCUUCCUAGAAGCAUCUGCUACUGAUGCUAAUGAGUAUCUGCAAAAGUUCCAUAUCAAUAACAAAAUUAUCGAUCGGGAAUUCUCAGAGGAGGAACUCCGUAAAUACCACCUGACAUUGGACUUAGAGGGGUCUUCUCAUUCUGUCAAAGUCAUAGAUAUUGGACAACGAAAUGAUAAUGUAGUAGUGUUCCUCCACGGUUUUCUCGGAAGGAGUGAGGAUUGGAUUCCGAUAAUGAAGGGAGUUUCGGGAUCAGCAAGGUGCAUUUCCAUUGACCUUCCAGGACAUGGGGAAUCGAGGGUUAAAAGCAGCAACGGAGAAGCUCGGGACCUACAGCUAUCCAUUGAGGUUGUUGCAAAUAUUUUGUCAAAGACCCUGGAGCAAGUUUCACAGGAGAAGGUCACAAUCGUGGGGUAUUCAAUGGGAGCGAGGAUCGCACUCUACAUGGCCCUAAAAUUUUCUGACAAGGUCAAAGGAGCUGCAAUAAUAUCAGGAAGCCCCGGGCUGAAAAGCCCUGCUGCAAGAAAAAUUCGCAGAGCUCAAGAUGAUUCAAAAGCCCAGAUUCUAGCUUCUUAUGGCUUAAAGUUCUUCCUCGAGUCCUGGUAUGCAGGACGAUUGUGGAAGAGCUUGAGAAGCCAUCCACAUUUCCAACAGAUAGUGUCUAGCCGGUUGCAGCACGGUGACGCCCACAGCCUCUCAAAGGUUCUGUCCGAUUUGAGCACCGGGAGACAACCGUCAUUGUGGGAGGACUUGAGACACUGCAAAGUGCCAGUUUCUCUCGUCGUUGGGGGAAGCGAUGUGAAGUUCAAGGCAAUCGCUCGACAGAUGAGCUAUGAAUUUGGAAAGGGAAGUUGCGAGAUAGUUGAGGUUCCUGGAAGUGGACACGCUGUUCAUUUGGAGAAUCCUCUAGCCAUAGCCAGGGCGCUAAGGAAAUUCUUCAAAAGCAUGAAGGAGGAGGUUCCGAACAAGGUGAAAUCCACCAUGCAGGUAGCUUGAUCUAGUUCUCAAGGGCGGUUGAUGUUACAGGUAGAGAAUUUUCGAGAUUUCAUCAUUGUAUUCUCGGUUUACAAUAAAUUUGGUGGAUUCAUGUUAGGGUAUUGGAUCAUUUCAGGUUGGUGCUGAUAUAUUGUGUUGAUCCAGAAUAAGAAUCAUGUCACAUCUUUUGGGUUUUUUCUUGGGUGAGAUUAGGCACUUCAUUAAUAGAAAAUAAAAAAUGAUUACAAUAACAUCAGCCUAGGUUUGCCCAUGGACUGGCGCUCUUCUUAGCGAGACCGUCCACUCAAAAAUUAGCUUCGUGAUAGAUAUGCCAAGCUUGGAGAUCUCAGAUCAGGGACUCUACUGCCCAGGAGCCUGCAGUCAAUCACAAGAGAUAUCAGGAAAACAAUAUGUAGUUUUAACAUAGCUUCAAUUGAAGUCUUCACCGACCUUAGCACUCAACUUUACCUGAAGGAGGGUUAUGCCUAGGGUCAGCAGUGCUAACUGCUAAGUGAAGGCGAUCCUGAAGAUGCUAUAGCUCAGCUUCAACGAUCGAAGUGGCAGCAAUCUUGCAGCGCGGGCAGCCUGAAACCGGAAAUAUUAUUUAUAAUUUAUUUUUUCCCCGUGAAUUACAGGAAAGCUACAGCUUGUAAUCAGACUUCAAUUUUCGAAUAAUAAUUCGUCUCUUGAUAGUCGCGUGCU
This is a messenger RNA of Punica granatum (pomegranate), 6022 nucleotides long. The record is from RefSeq and is a predicted model, not a curated record. Lineage: Eukaryota; Viridiplantae; Streptophyta; Magnoliopsida; Myrtales; Lythraceae.